This is a messenger RNA of Eremothecium gossypii ATCC 10895, 2052 nucleotides long. RefSeq names its product Clf1p (gene CLF1). Gene Ontology annotation, cellular component: post-mRNA release spliceosomal complex; precatalytic spliceosome; Prp19 complex. The transcript has a single exon. Lineage: Eukaryota; Fungi; Ascomycota; Saccharomycetes; Saccharomycetales; Saccharomycetaceae. The record is from RefSeq and is marked provisional. Gene Ontology annotation, biological process: spliceosomal complex assembly; mRNA splicing, via spliceosome. The coding region runs from base 1 to 2052 and encodes 683 amino acids. Gene Ontology annotation, molecular function: protein binding.
AUGACAGAGGCAACGAAGGAGGAUGUGACGGCGGCGCAGCUGUUGACAGCGCCGGUAGGACACGACGGGGCGCGGAAGGGCAUGGAUGUGGAUAUUCUGGACGUGGAGGAGCUGCGGGACUGGCAGCGGCGCAAACGCUCAGAGUUCGAGGAGGCGCUGAAGCGCAACAGGCUGGACGUGCGGCAGUGGCUGCGAUACGCGGCGUUCGAGUACGAACAGCGGGACAUGCGGCGUGCUAGGUCGGUGUUUGAGCGCGCGCUGGCGGUUGCGCCGGGUGAUGUAGUGGUGUGGCUGCGGUACGUGGACUGCGAGCUGCGCGCGCGCGACGUCAACCACGCGCGGAACCUGCUGGUGCGCGCGACGGCGCUGCUGCCGCGGGUGGACAAGUUAUGGUACAAGUAUGUGCUGAUGGAGGAAUCGCUGGGUCAGGUGGAGCUGGUGCGGGGCGUGUACACGAAGUGGUGCACGUUGGAACCUGCGGCGGCAGCGUGGGAUGCGUUCGUGGACUUCGAGACGCGACAGGGACAGGUGGAGCACGUUCGCGAGGUAUACAGCCGCUACGUGAUGGUACACCCGGUCGCGGCAACAUGGCUCAAGUGGGUUGCGUUCGAGCGGAAGCACGGGGACGCGGGGACCGUGCGGCGGGUGUACUCGCUGGCGUGCGAUACUUUGACGGCGUUUGCGGGGGCCGAUGUACACGAAGUCGAACAGCUGGUCGUGUCGUUUGCGGAGUGGGAGGCGACGCAGCAGGAACUGGAGCGCAGCCGUGCCGUGCUCUCCGUUGCGGUCAGCCGCUGGCCUGAAUCCAGCACCCUCAAGGACGCGACGGCGCAGCUGGAGAAGAAGUUCGGCGGCGCUCGCGCCGGCGAGUCUAUCCUGUUCAAGCGGAAGCGCGAGUACGAGGAGCAGCUACUGGCCCAUCCCUUGGAUUACGAUGCGUGGUGGCUCUAUCUGGAUUUGUUAGAGGAGAGCUUUCCCGCGGAACUACGUGCCGCGCUGGCAGAAGCGACGGUUAAAGCCGUCCCGAGAAGCCAGGAGAAGGAUAUGCAGUGGCGCAAAUACGUCAACCUUUGGUUGCGGUAUCUACUAUUUUUGGAGACAGUGCUAGUGGAUUCCGAUCUGACACGGAGUAUGUACCAGAAGCUGGUGAGGGAGGUGAUUCCUAAUACGAAAUUUACGUUUGCAAAAGCGUGGAUAAUGUAUGCUGAGUUUGAGAUUCGCCAAGAAAAGUUAGACAAAGCGCGAAAGAUCCUGGGAAUGUCGCUGGGUAUGUGUCCCAAACCAAAGCUGUUCCAAUAUUACAUUGAUUUGGAGAUUAAACUCAAAGAAUUUGAUAGAGUACGUCGACUGCACGAAAAACUUCUCGAGUUCCAGCCCGAUGUACUCUCUAAUUGGAUCGAGUACGCUGAACUGGAGGAAAAUCUGGGUGAUGAGGACCGUGCACGUGGUAUCUACGAGAUUGGGCUCACCGCGGACGGUGGCUUAAGCCAAGCAAGGCAGCUGCAGCUGAUGCAGAGGUAUAUCCAAUUUGAAACAGACGCCAGUGAGUUCGAGAGAGCGAGAGCCUUGUACUCGCGCUAUGUAGCGCUUAGCGGCUAUGACCCUAAUGUGUGGAUAAGUUGUGCGCUAUAUGAGUCAUCUGUUCCGACAGCAGCACAAGUUGCGUCUUACGCACAUGACCAGCCUAACAGUGAUGGUGACGAUUCAGAUGACGCAUAUGAACAAGAAUUUGAGCUUACCGAGGAAAACAAAGAGCAGACACGUGCGAUCUUUGAGAAAGCACUUCGUCACUACACAAGUGAGAAGGAUGAUGAAGGGAGAAUACUAGUCUUGCAGGCCUAUAAAGACUAUGAAUCCAUACACGGUUCUGCGGAAGCUCGGCAGAAAAUUGCGUCUAGACAGCCAAGAAAGGUGACAAGGAAGCGGACGGUGGACGGGAUCGAGAAGGAGUAUGUCGCGUACGAGUUUCCUGACGACACUGUGAGUACUUCAUCUGUUGCCUCCAAGUUCGUUAGCCUAGCACAGAGAUGGAAGCAACAGCAAGCGCCAUGA